Vidua chalybeata is the source of this 1115-nucleotide messenger RNA. It is a transcript of the gene PRR15L, whose product is annotated as proline rich 15 like. The transcript has 2 exons. The record is from RefSeq and is a predicted model, not a curated record. NCBI's taxonomy places the organism in Eukaryota, Metazoa, Chordata, Aves, Passeriformes, Viduidae. Bases 54 to 560 code for a protein of 168 amino acids.
GCCACUCAGGGCCACUCAGGGCCACCCUCCCGGGGCUGGCACCGCUCCCUGUCAUGAAUAUUCAGCCGUGCCUGGCCCGGCCCCGCUGUUUGCUCCGGCAGGAGGGGUUUGGGAGCGGGUUCACCUUGACGGGAACACCGGGACAGCGGCAGGUGAGCGGCACCUGCCCGCGCUGCCCCCCCGGGACACCCCGGGACCCCCGGGACACCCCCGGGACACCCCCGGGACACCCCGGGACCCCCGGAGGCGGCAGGAGCAGGAUGGCCGACGGGCACGGCUGGUGGAAGCUGACGUUCCUGCGGAAGCGGCAGGCAGCGCCCACGGUGCUGUACGAGAGCCCCGACGGGCAGGCGGCGCCGGGCGGGGACGGCGCGGAGGGGACGGGCCCGGAGGGGACACCCGGCUUCGCCGCCCGCCUGGAGAAGAUCGUGGACAAGAGCACCAAGGGCAAACACGUCAAGGUCUCGCACUCCGGGCGCUUCAAGGAGAAGAAGAAAGUGAGGGCGACGCUGGCCGAGCAUCCCAACCUGUGCGGGGCCGGCGAGCGCGAGGAGAAGUGACCCGGGCGCGUUGUCGCCCGCCGGGGACGCCGAUCCGCGGGGCCGCCGGAGCGGAGAGGCCUCCGGAUGGAAUUUAUCUGUGGGAUAAUCCGUGACCUGCAGGACUGACCCCGGGGCACAGCGGGGCUGGCGCUCCCCGUCCCUCCCGCUGCCCAGCGCGGACUGGUUCGUACUGGGAUGAGGACACUCCCCCCGUGGCCCGCCUGGCUCUGCUCCAAUCACAUUCCCAAUCCCAUUCCCAUUCCCAAUCCCCUCCUCCCGGCACUUUUUGGGGCCGAGCCCCGCUCGUGUCCCCGUCCCGAGGGGCUGCAGAGCCGCCCAUGCCGCGUCCUUGCCGAGUCCCCCCCCCAGGGAGGGGAUGCGACACUUCCCUGUCCCGAGGGACCCCGCGGGACCGAUCCCCCCGCGGGGACCGCGCAGCGCUCCCGGGAGGAGCCGCCGUUCCCCCGGGAAUCGCUCCCCGCUGCUGGAAGCGGGGACCCCGCCCCGCCAUGCUGGAAGCGCUCCCGCCUGCUGCUAAUUAACUGCGGUUAAUAAACCGAGCCUGGGAGCGGA